This is a messenger RNA of Schistosoma curassoni, 908 nucleotides long. Lineage: Eukaryota; Metazoa; Platyhelminthes; Trematoda; Strigeidida; Schistosomatidae. The record is from the annotation of a GenBank genome assembly.
GUACACUUUAAUUUACAUUUUACUAUUAAAAGCAUUGAAAUUCAUGUCAAUAUAAGACAUUAAAUUAUCAGUGUACUCAUUAUUAUUAUUCAUUAAAGAGUUUAAAUAGGCAUAAAAUGGAACCAUUUGUACAAGUAUUCUUUGCUAUUGACAAAGAUGGAACUGAAACUAUCACAAUAGAUGAAUUGAAAAAGUAUGUUGCUGAUAAUAAUCUUGAUGAAAUGAUGGUUACAAAAUGGAAAUCAUUAUUUGAUGCCAAAAAUACUGGAAAGAUAACGUUUAGUACUUUUUGUGAAGUAUUGGGUUUAAGUCCUGCACAAGCAGUAGCCAUGAAAACACAACAUCAACAAUCAGCUUCUGCGAAACUUCAUCCAGAUGUUGUUGUAAUCUAUGAACAGCUUCCAUUGGAUAAACAAAUUGCUAUCAGUAAUAAAGCAAUUGAAAUCUUAACAUCUCCAAAGAAAUUAGAUGAGAAAGAUCAAGCUGUUCAAUUGAAACAAUGGUUAGAUAACACUUACGGUAAAGCAUGGCAUGUUGUCAUAGUUAAAGGAUCAUUUUGGAGUAGUUAUUCACAUAGUGCUAAUAAGUGUUUUAUAUUUCGUGUACGUGAUGUAUCUUAUCUUAUAUGGAGAACACCAGAUGAAGAAAUAACUAGUACAUAGUUAAAUAACUAGAUAACUUGAAGAAAAACAAAUAAUUUAAUAUGAUAGAUAACAGAUGUUUUUUUCGUAACAUAAAAUAACAAAUACUAUUAUGAUGAAGAUGAUAUCCGGGGAUAAUUACUUUUUCUUAAAUUUUACCUUUAAAAGAAUAUGAUUCUUCAAAUUAUUUGUUUUAAUGCUUAUUUAAUUGAAAACAUUAAUAGAUAACUUGUAUCUAGCCCAAAUAAAUUCAUUAUUCAUCAAGUG